Stegostoma tigrinum is the source of this 7171-nucleotide messenger RNA. RefSeq names its product sorting nexin-12. Bases 184 to 633 code for a protein of 149 amino acids. The transcript has 4 exons. Gene Ontology annotation, cellular component: early endosome membrane; retromer complex. NCBI's taxonomy places the organism in Eukaryota, Metazoa, Chordata, Chondrichthyes, Orectolobiformes, Stegostomatidae. Gene Ontology annotation, biological process: late endosome to Golgi transport; endocytic recycling. Gene Ontology annotation, molecular function: phosphatidylinositol-3-phosphate binding. The record is from RefSeq and is a predicted model, not a curated record.
UUAAUACGCCCGGGUGCAGAUUGGCUGUUGUGUUAUUGGGCUAUGCCGGCCGCGGGUGGAGUCGGGGUGUUUUUUGCAUUUUAAAAAGUCCCAGGCCAGUAGCCGGCCGUAAAACAAGCGGAGUCAAGGUUUAAAAAUUAUUUCUCCCGCUGCCUCCUUACAGUUGCUCUUAUCUCUCCGAAGAUGGCGGAGGCUCUGGGGGUGGCAGACACCCGUAGACUUCACAGUAAACCGCAGGAUUUAAACGACGCUUACGGGCCUCCUAGUAACUUCCUCGAGAUCGACAUCUUUAACCCGCAGACAGUUGGGGUUGGCAGGAGUAAGUACACUACAUACGAGGUCCGGAUGAGGAUUGUUGUGCCACCACUACCAGGAAAAGCUUUGAAACGUCAACUACCAUUCAGAAUGGAUGAAGGAAUUUUUGAAGAGUCUUUUAUUGAAGAAAGAAGAGCUGGAUUAGAACAAUUCAUUAACAAAAUUGCAGGUCACCCACUGGCCCAGAAUGAACGCUGCCUUCAUAUGUUCUUGCAAGAGGAAAGCAUCGAUAGGAAUUAUGUACCUGGCAAAAGUCUAAGUGGGCCACUAAAGACUAUAUGGGAAGCAAAUCUGAGUCACCUGCAGCACUUCAGAUGAUGAAGCUGUUAACAACUAUCACUUUUUAGUCUAAAUUGUUUCUUUCUGCCCUUCUGAUUUACUCUUUACUCUCUUCUGUACUGCUUAAUGAACUUGGUGGGGGUAGAGGAGGAACAAUUUUAACUGCUUCAAUCUAAUCUUGCAUGAGGAUAACUUGUAGUUGACAUUAGCAGUUAAUCACAAUAUUGUACGCCGGUCCAACUUUCCAGAAUUCCAGUUGUUUUUGUUCUCAACUUCUGAGGAAUGGCUGAAGGAAUAAAUUCUUCCUGAUUAGGAUGUGGGAAUUGGUAGAUGGCCAUGAGGAGAGAUUCCUCAACUGCUUGGUAUCCAUGGGAAACCCAUGACUUGCUGUUUAUAGAAUUAUUCAUUGAAUUUGAAGCCUACAUCUUGAUGUAGUCGAGCAACUUACAACAUUGACUGACUAUCUGUUUUUACUUUUUUCUCUUGCAGCCUGAAGUUUGUUCUUUUUUAUAUUUAUAUAUAAAAACGGCCCUCUUGACAUGUUAGUCUGAAUGGGUUUGUGGAUGUUGAAUGUUAGUAGUCUAAAGGGAGGGAAGUGACAAACAAUGUCUAAGAUGGCAUUUGUUUAGGCUGGCCAUUCCUUUUUUGGAAUGAAACUGCAAUGGGAGGAGGGGACAGGGACAGAACCUUCCAUUAGAAUCUCUUGGAGUAAGUGUACUUUAGUGCAACACUGAAUGGAUUGUGUAAAUCACCAAUCCUAUUCACUUUUUGAAAUACACUUGUUACAACAAAUCCAUUAACUGCUUAUUGAAACUAUUAAAGGUUUCUCAUCUUUUUUGGCAUUUCCAAAAAAAGUGAGUCUGUCUGCUUAAGUACACUCAUCCCUGUCUGCUUAAUGCUUUCAUUCUUAUUGGAAUUGUGAUGUAAUAUUUUCUUUUGUUUAAAGAUCAAUAUGAAAUGCAAUUUCUUUCCCACUGAAACCAGAAACAAAUGUGUAUUGUUAUACUAGCUAAAUUUUGUUUGAAUACAGUUCAUUGUCAAACCAUUCCUCAAAGCAACAUUCCUCAGGAUUAAGUCAUUCUAUCUUUUGUACAAUUACUUAGAUUUUUUUCUUAAAUUUAGGUGUGUGUGUGUGUGUAGACAAGGAAAGAUGACUUUAGCUGUAUUAAGUAGCCUUCCCUUAAUGCACAGUUUUAUCUGAUCUGUCUAAUGUUCACUCUAGUUAAACUGUAAAUUCAUUUUGCUGUCUAUAAAUAUUUCACACCACAGAAGCAAUGCUAUGAAAUUUUUGCUACGAUUCAUCUGGGUUACCAAAAGUCACUUUCAAUUCGUGUGUGGAUUUUGAUUUUCAUGCUCAAUAGUUGUAAUUGAACAAUUUGAUCACUGGAUUCCAAUUUAUCCUUUUGCUCUAAGAUUGACCUGUCACUUUAAUUCUCUCAUUAAUCUUUAUCAUUUUGCCUGCUACAGGGACCCCACCCUGGGGUCAGGCACUUUAUAGCCUUCUGCCAUGUUUGAACCUAAUUUUUCUCCAUGGUUCAGAUUUUUUGGCAUUCUAUUUAGUCCUGUCUUUUAUGGGUCUAUUGGCAUCAAAAAAUCAUGGACAAAUCAUAAAGAUUGGCAAUAGAUCAUGUCCUAGGAAAACUAAAAACAGCUGCUGCAUAUCUGAAACAAAAACCUCUAGGUUGAAGAAAUACCAGUCUUGCAGCCUCUAUAGAGACAAGAUAGGUAACAUCAAGUCAAGUUACUCUUAACAAUCCCUAACAGCUCUUGGAGAGAGGGGCUUGCAGAAUGUAAUCAAGAUGCUAUUGCAUAAAGAGAAAAAUAAUAAUUGACUGCUUGUGCAACAUUGCUUGUGAAGUUAGUGACAGCCUUUUAUCGAGGUUGUAUAUGACAGUAUAGCAUCAAGGAUUGACAGACCUAUUGCCAUUGCUGAAUUCUCCAGUAACCUGGGGGGUUACCAUUCAGAAGUUGCCCAUGUAGUGUGGAGAUGAGAGCAGCUUAGACCUAGGAAUGCUGCAGUGAGUAACUCAUUACCUGUGUCCCAAAGCAUAGCCACUUGACAAGGCAUCUGUUGGGAGUGUGAUGGGCUUCCUCCUCAUUUAGAGGUGUGCAGCUCCACCAGAUGUCCAGCUUGACAGCAUCCAGGACAAAGCAACUAGCUCCACUUAAUGUCUAUAAGAUACACAGUGCAGAAAUUUUCCAAAGAUCCUUCUAAACAGCAUCUGCAAAAUCCACCAUGAAUACUAUAUCUGGAUAUGUGGGAAGUUCAGCUGCACAUUCUCCACCAGUCUUUGAGGGAAUGGUGAUUUAUAUUUCCACGUUGCUGGCUUAAAAUUGUGACUGGGGAAGGAAUUAUGAUGUGGGUCUACCUUCAGUGCAUUGACUGGGAGAAGUCAAGAUGACAGCUUACCAUUACCUCAAGUGCAAGCAGGGAUGGGUAAUUAAUACUGGUCGAGCCAGUGAACCCCCAUCCCAGGAGUGAAUAAAAGAAGCAUUGAUCUUGAAGGCUUCAGUUGAGAGGUGAGACCACCUGAUUUGAAAAUCAAUUUUAGCUGUUGCCAGUAUUUCUAAAUGGUUAACCUAGUGGAAAAUUCCAGGUGUUUUUUGUGCAUCUUUUGACACUGAAUUGACUUUAAGUGUACUGUUUAACUUCUCUGGUUUACAUUGGUGGGGAAAAAUGAUACUAAUUCCUUGGGUUUUUUUAAAUUUUCAGCACAUAAUGCAAUAAAGUUCUCGACUUGUAUAUCAUAAGCUAUUUUGGAAAUUGUGCCCAAAAAAAGCCACCAUUGUGCACAUAAAUAGGAACCAUUGAUUUAUGGCCUCUUCAGUGAAUGGCAGCACAAACUUGGACCUCAUUCCACUUCCCAACCGAUCUCAAAGUUUACAAAUCCAAGGACACAAAGGGACGGGUAAAGUUUUUGAUGUAAGAGUAUCCACAAUUCUCUCCAACUGUAGAAUUCCAAAGCUGCACAACCAGGGGAGGAUAUUUGUCAUUGCUUAUGACAACCUCUGACAUUUUUUGCUCUCCACAGUUCAAAAUUCUCUAGCCAGCUUAGUCUGUAAGCACUAUGCAGUCAAGCCUUCUUUAGAACCUUGAUCAUUUUGAUUAAAUCACUUCUUGUUUAAAAAUCCCCAUUUGCUGAACAUCUUGUCCUCAGACAGCAUUUCAUCUCACAAAUAGGGGGAACUUCUUUAAUCUCCUCUUUUAAGGCAAAAUAAACACCAUGGCUAAGGGAUUGGUGUGGGGGGAAAGAGGGAUUCUGUUUCACGAGCCACUGGCAUCAGUUUUGGAACUGGGGGCAUCUGUACCGUUGGCAUGGUCUCCACCUGAACCAAUCUGGAGCAAGUGUACUAGCAAAGGAUAAAUAGGGUGGUCAGUAGGACUUUAAACUUCUGAGUUGUGGGGAAGGGAAAGCAAAAGCGACAGUGAAUAUGGAAAGAUAAGCAGCAGGAUAGCAAUAUGUACAUGUGGGUUUAAGCUCGAGGCCGACUAGGAAUACAGCAAAAAGGAAGGCUAGCUUAGGAUUUCCAAUAUCUCUAAUAAUGACAAAGCAUUUAAGGUAAUUUACCUAGAUGUUGAUAGUAUUCGCAACCAAAUAGCUGAAUUAACAGCACAAAUCCUCUGGAAUGAUUAUGAUGUAGUAGGCAUCACAGAGACAUGGUUGCAGGGAGUUCAGGACUGGCAGUUAAACAUCCAAGGAUUUACAACAUGUCAAAGACAGGGAGGUGGGCCUGACUCAUUAGUUAAGAAUGAAAUUAAAUCUAUGGCACUGAAUGACAUGGGGUCAGAGGAUGUGGAGUCUGUGGUUUUUUUUGGGCCUUUGUGGAUCCUCAACUCCACCCACACAAUGAGAUGUACAGACCUAACCAUGAUCAGGACCAGGGGUGCAAGAUGGACCAGGAAAUAGGGCAUGUCAGAAAGGCAAGGUCAUGGGGGACUUCAAUCAUGCAGGUGGACUGGGUGAAUAAUGUUGCAGGUGCAUCCAAAGAAAGGGAAUUCAUGGAAUGUUUACUGGAUGGCUUUUUGGAACAGCUUGUGAUGGAGCCCACCAGGGAGCAAGCUAUUCUGGACUUAGUGCUGUGUAAUGAGCCUGACCUUAUAAAAUUUCUUAAAAUAAGGAAACAGGAGGCAGCGAUCAUAAUAUAGUAGAGUUCAAUCUGCAGUUUGAAAGAGAGAAGGCAAAAUCGGAUGUAAUGGUGUUACAGUUAAAUAAAAGUAAUUGCAGGGGUAUGAGAGGGGAACUGGCAAAAAUCAACUGGAAGCAGAGCCUAGUGGGGAAGACGGUAGAGCAACAAUGACAGGAGUUUGAGUGUAAUUGAAGACACGGUACAGAGGUUCAUCCCAAAGGAAAAAAGAUUAUCCGGGGGGAUUAGACAGCUACGGCUGACAAAGGAAGUCAGGAACUCUAUUAAAGAAAAAGAGACAGCCUGUAAAGUGGCUAAGAGAACUGGGAAAUCAGAAGAUUGAGAAGACUACAAAAACAAAGAGGAUAACAAAGAGAAAAAUAAGGAAGGAGAGGAUCAAAUAUGAAGGUAGGCUAGCUAGUAAUAUUAGAAAUGAUAGUAAAAGUUUCUUUCAAUACAUAAACAAACGAGAGGCAAAAGUAGACGUUGGGCUGCUCCAAAUUGACACUGGAAGGCUGGUGAUGGGAGAUAAGGAAAAAGCUGAAGAACUUAAGUACUUUGUGUCAGUCUUCACAGUGGAAGACAUGAGUAGUAUCCCAACAAUUAAGGAGUGUUAGGGGGCAAAGUUUUUAGUAUGGUAGGCAUUACAAAAGAGAAAGUGCUAGAAAAGCUAAAAGGUCUAAAAAUUGAUAAAUCUCCUAGCCCUAAUGGGCUACAUCCUAGAGUUCUGAGGGAGGUGGCUGAGGAAAUAGCGGAGGCUUUGGAUGUGAUCUUUCAAAAGUCACUGGAGUCAGGGAAAGUCCCAGAUGAUGGGAAAAUUUCAUUUCUGUUGUAACCCCCUUGUUUAAGAAAGGAUCAAGACAAAAGAUGGAAAAUUAUUGGCCGAUUAGCUUAACCUCGGUUGUUGGUAAAAUUCUAGAAUCCAUUGUCAAGCAUGAGAUUUCUAAAUUCUUGCAAGUACAGGGUCAGAUUAGAACAAGUCAGCAUGGAUUUAGUAAGGGGAAGUCAUCCCUGACAAACCUGUUAGAAUUCUUUUGAAGAGGUAACAAGUAUGUUAGACCAGGGAAACCCAGUGGACGUUAUCUAUCUAGACUUGCAAAAGGCCUUUGAUAAGGUGCCUCACGGGAGGCUGCUGAGUAAGGUGAGGGCCCAUGGUGUUCGAGGUGAGCUACUGGCUUGGAUUGAGGAUUGGCUGUCUGACAGAAGGUAGAGAGUUGGGAUAAAAGGCUCUUUUUUGGAAUGGCAACUGGUGACAAGUGGUGUUCUGCAGGGUUCAGUGUCGGGGCCGCAGCUGUUCACUUUAUAUAUAAAUGAUCUGGAUGAAGGGACUGGGGACGUUCUGGCGAAGUUUGCCGAUGAUAAGAAGAUAGGUGAUCAGGCAGGUAGUACUGAGGAGGUGGGGAAGCUGCAGAAAGAUUUAGACAGUUUAGGAGUGUGGUCCAGGAAAUGGCUGAUGACAUUCAAUGUGAGGUCUUGCACUUUGGGGAAAAAAAAUACAGGUAUGGGCUAUUUUCUAACUAGUGAGAAAAUUUGUAAAGCAGAAGUACAAAGGGAUCUGGGAGUGUUGGUCCAGGAUUCUCUAAAGGUUAACUUGCAGAUAGCGUCUGUGAUUAAGAAAAUGAAUGUAAUGUUGUUUAUCUCGAGGGUUGGAAUAUAAAAGCAGCGAUGUGCUGCUUUAUAAAGCUCUAGUUAGGCCCCAUUUAGAAUACUGUGUCCAAUUUUUGGGCCCCACACCUCAGGAAGGACAUACUGGCGCUGGAGUGUGUCCAGUGGAGAUUCACACGGAUGAUCCCUGGAACGCUAAGCUUAACGUAUGAAUGGCUGAGGAUCCUGGGAUUGUAUUCAUUAGAGUUUAGAAGUUAGAGGGGAGAUCUAAUAGAAGCUUACAAGAUAAUGUAUGGCUUAGAAAGGGUGGACGCUGGGAAGUUGUUUCUGUUAGGUGGGGAGAUUAGGACCCAUGGGCACAGCCUUUAGAAUUAGAGGGGAUAAAUUUAAAACAGAUGAGGAGACAUUGCUUCAGCCAGAGAGUGGUGGGCCUGUGGAAUUCGUUGCCAUGGAGUCCCGGACAUUAAAUGUCUUCAAGGCAGAGAUUGAUAAUUUCUUGAUCUCACAAGGAAUCCCGGGCUAUGGAGAGAGUGCUGGGAAGUGGAGUUGAAAUGCCCAUCAGCCAUGAUUAAAUGGUGGAGUGGACUCGAUGGGCCAAAUGGCCUUACUUCCACUCCUAAGCUUUAUGGUCUUAUAUCCUUCCUUUAGAUAAGGAAAUUUUGCUGUACAAUGUAUGUGGUCCUAAGGCUAUAUACGCCUAGCAUGGUUUCCUUUUCCUUGAACUCCAGUGACUUUACAAUAAAGGUGACAUGCUGUCUGUGUCCCUAACUGCUUGCAGUACUUGUAUCCACGCUAUUUGUUCCUGAGGAUAGCCAAAACCCUCAACACCGUUAAAAUAUUUCUCUGA